Messenger RNA from Saccostrea cuccullata (small rock oyster), 6929 nucleotides. Its product is annotated as girdin-like. The coding region runs from base 217 to 5151 and encodes 1644 amino acids. The transcript has 31 exons. The record is from RefSeq and is a predicted model, not a curated record. NCBI's taxonomy places the organism in Eukaryota, Metazoa, Mollusca, Bivalvia, Ostreida, Ostreidae.
UGAUACAAAGAACCAUUUUGUCCUAUAACCGGAAAUGCGUAAGAAUAAAUUUGGCUUAGCAUCGAUUGUUUGAAAAUGGCGGCGAUCAGAGGCGAUGGAGAGCAAACUUUUAUGUUUGAAAUACUAGUUGUAUGAAAAUUAUGUGAGGGAUAUUUUACCGAAAAUGUUUUAAAGAAUUGAUGUUCUUCUGUCAUGCAUUUGGGGUGAAGCAAAGGAAUGGCAGCGCCGGAGACGCCCAGGCUUCUGGACAGUCCGUCGGACAUUCGUAAGGAGAUUGACAGGAAGCUGGUGGACGAUGGUCUCAGUGCGCAGUGUCCCGAGGAGGAGAAGCUGCUGUAUGUCUGGAGGCUGUAUCAACACACAGAGACGGACCUGCAGCGAGCCAUUGAAAAUGAAGAGAAACUCAAACUGGCUCAGACAGCAGAGAUGCAGGAGGUGGAAAACUACGUCGAGCACAUCCGACAUCUGUCAGACGAGCGAGAGGCACUCAUACAAGAACUUGAGACCGAGAAUGAUCAGCUCAAACAGGAAAUAGACUCGCUCAAACAGGACCAGAAUGCUGCAGCACUGAGGGAUGAGACAGCUGAGAUGCUCAUACAGCAGGGCCUUGAGGAGAUUGCCAGCGUCUCCACCAGUGAACAGAUCGCCUUCCUGCUUGUUGAGCGGGCUCGGCUUCUGGAUGAGCUGGAGGCUGAGCAGAACAGGACCAUGACCCCAUCUGUGACCCCUGCCCUGACUGACACAACCUGCCCCCAGACCCCUGGACUGAGCACCCCCGGGUUAAACACGCCUGGCCCGUCAGAAGACGGGAGGAUGUCGGCUGUCGAGUUUGAGCAGACUCUGGAGAGAGAGCGCACUCAAUUUGAGGAGGAACUCAGUCAUUCACGCGAGAGUAUCAAAAAACUGAAAGAGAGGCUAAAGAGGGAACAUGAGGAGGAAAUCAACGCCCUGAUGGAGGAAAACAACAAACUUGAGGAUGAUUACGAGGAGGCAAAGGCCAAGAUGGAGGAACUAGAAAAAGAAGUGAAAAAAUUACGUGAAGAUCUUCAGACAUUACAGAAAGAGAAAGAGCAGAAAGAAAAGUCAGACUCAGAUUCGCGGUCCUCUACCCCUGCCAAUGUCUUCAGCGGACGUCCCCCGAGCCCCGCCCGCUCACCAAAUGACCUUGCCAUCCGCAACAUCAUCCAAGAAAAGACCAAGAUAGAAAGUGAGCUUGUACAGAUCAAAUCACAGAGCCGGACGGUACAGAAUGAAAAUACGGAGCUCAAAACUAAGGUGACCUCACUGACAGAAGAAGUACAGGAGUUACAGAUUUCUGUUCAGCAGUUACAGAUGAAGAACAAAAGUCUGAGAUCAGAACUGGAGGAGGCCGAGAACCAGUUAGAAGAGGCUGAGACUGCCAGUGAGGAAGUCAUGAAAGACAGGGAUGAGAUGAAGUUACGGCUGGGAAGUUUGGAAAAGGAAGUCAAAACUUUACGAGCUGAGGCUCAAAAAACUCACUCAUUGCAGGACUCGGUGCGAAUUCUUAGCCAGGAAAAGUGUGAUUUAACCAAUGAACUCGAUACUAUAAAACGUGAGCUUGAUGAAGCACAGACUGAAAAAGAGAGAUUAGCCAAUCAAAAGUUAGCUCUCAGUAAGGAAGAGAUUCGGUUAACGGAGGAGAACCAAACUCUGAAGUCGGAGCUGGAAACAUUAAAGUGUUCACAAGAGGAAUUACAGGAGCAGAAAACCGAGUUAAACCGGACAUUAACGUUACUCGAUAAAACAAACUCAGAAUUAGAAACUCUCAGAUCAGAGAAGUUUGAGUUAACGUGUCGAUCCGAAAAAUUAACAAAGGAAAAUAAAGACUUGUUAAAUCAAGUGGAAAGUCUUCAGGGAGAUUUGGAGCGGUUACAGAUGGAUGGGCAAGAGCUGUCUAAACAACAGAUCAUUGUUGGUCACAUGCGAGACCAGAUUCAGAAAUUAACCAAAGAAGUUAGUGAUUUGAAAGAAAGCCUACAGGAAAAAGAAAAAGCUGAAAAGGAUCUCACAAAAACUAUUGAAGCACAAGAGGCAGAAAUCAGUAGGUUAAAAAGUGACACUGACAAUCUAAAACAUGUUCAUGAAAAAGAAAAAGCAGACAUUCAGGAGGAACACAAUAAUGAGAUAGAGGAUCUAAAAAUGAAACUACAGCUAACCUUCCAAGAACUGUCCCGGUCAAAACAGAUGCUGGACGACGAACGAAGUCAGUGCUCGGAGGUCGAGGUCAAAGCUCGCGACCUUGAGGUGCUCUUAGAAGAAAUGCAAAAAACUAAUAGUGCUUACGAGAAAAAAUUAGAUGAAGUGUCUCAUUUAGAACAGAGAGUGAAAGAUUUAGAAAAAUUAGUGUCUGAGAAAUGUGACAUUGAGGACCAGUUGGAGGACAAGAAUCGUGAGAUCUCGGAACUAGAGCAAGAAAUUGAGGAGUUUGAGAGCAUUAAGUUAGAGCUUGAGGACACGCACGAAAGUCUGGACAAAGAGAAGGUCAUCAGGGCCAAGCUGGAGGCCACUGUCCAAGAUCUAGAACAGAUACUGGACGACCAGCGGACAGAUCACGAGAAUAUCCAACGGCAGUUCACAAAUAAGGACAUAGCAGUUAGAAUUAAAGAAAAGGUACAGUCUCUGGAGAGUCAGGUACGAGGUCUGCAGGACGAUCUGUUUGCUGCUCAGGAGGAACUGCAGGUUACCAUGGAGAAACACGAGCAGGAACUUGAGGAAGCCAGGGCAGCACAUGUAGAAAUUCAGGAGAGGAUCGAAGCAGAAAAACAGAAGCAUGUUUUACAGUCGAGUCCAGAAGUUCAGGGGGCUGACCAGAGAAUAGAGGCUCAAAAAAUAGAGAAUCUAGAGAAGCAGAUAGAAACCAUGAAAACACGUUUGUCCGAGACUCAGGGUCAACUUGACAAGGUCACACAGGAGAAGUUCACCUCAGAGAAAGAAAUCAAGAUCCUCCGCGAUUCACUGAAGCAGAAAGAGGGGGACAUGAAGGAGCUGGAGGCACUGAGGCUGGAACUCAGUCAGGCGCGACGUGAGGUGGAACAUUUACAGUUGUCCACGAAGUAUGACAGUGAGGAGAGACAGAAACACGUGGACAGAAUACGGUCACUGGAGGAACUGUCUAAACAGCUAGAGCUGGACAACAGGGAGCUGGCCACCAAGCUUCAGGAGUCGUUACAACAGAUCACCCACAUGGAGGACCAGAUAAAACGAGAGAGGCAGCGGAACACGGACAAUCAAUACAUGAACCACCGCCACGUAGGCCAGAUUGAGGCGGACCUCGACGACGCCACUAAACAGGUCCGACAACUCAAGGACGACCUCCAGAAAAAACAGACGUAUAUCAUGAAGUUAGAGGCCGACACUAUAGGGAACGCUGCUAAGUACGACAGUACGAUUUCCCGGCUGGAGUCUGAGCUGAGCGAGACAAAACAGUUCCAUAAGAAAGAGACAGAAGCCAUGACGGAACGUCUGGAGACAAUGAGUAAAGACAACAAGGAGUUACGCAACCAACUCAGGGGGAGAGAACAGGAAUAUCAGAGUUCCUCUCAGGAUUUAAAUCGUUACAAAGGAACGGCUGAUCGUCUGGAAUCACAAAUCCAGACGGAAAUCAAAAUCCGCACAGACCUGGAGAACAGGAAUGCGGCUCUGGACAAAGAAAUCUCAAAAGAGGAAUUUCCUAACUUACGCGUGUGGAGCCAGGUGAGGUCUCUGAUGGAGAAAAACGCCAGUCUGGAGGCCGCCAAGAGGAGCUUAGAGGACGAACUAGAGAGGAAGAAUUCCAACACUAAAUUUGCUGAGACCACACUAUCCCAGGCUUCAGCCAGCCAUGAAGUUGCGGUCAAAGCGCUACAGUCCAAAGCGGACACAGCAGAGAAAAGGAUGUUCGGGACCCGCGGUAGCUCACAGUUCAGGGAAACGAAAGCUAAGCCUUUUGUGGUUAAAGCUGAGAAGUUACAGCAGGACCUGGAGGGUAUGUCCUUCAAACUGAAGACGGUAGAGCAUCAGCUCAGUCAGGCCGAGGAACUGAAGAACGAGUUACAGGACAAAAAGGAGCAGGUGGCGACGUUACGGAACCAGCUAGAGGCCGAAAAACUACAGAGAACAUUGCUGGAUCAAACUGUAGCAGAAUUAAAACACCAAGUAUCACUACUGAAGUCACGAGAAUCCAAAGUCAUGGACCAGAAUCGUGAGUUACAGCACACAAUGAUCGACAUGGAAACCAAGCUGGAUGACAUGCAUGAGAGAAAUCAGACUGCCUUAGAUAUGGACUCGGAGAGCUGGGAGGAGAACGGUGUUGAGCAAAAGCAUUACACAGAGGUUGGUAAGCGAGGAUUGCUGGACCAGAUUCACAAGCUACAGAAAGAGGUCAAGGACCUACAGUAUGAACUUCUGACAGUCAACGAACGACGAGAAAUACAGGAACGGAAGUACGAGGACCGCAAAAUGAAGACCAAGGUCAAACUAAUGAGAGCUAGGACAUUUAACGUGGGGCCGGGCGGGUCAGAACAGGAGUGUGUUAUAGAGUUUUAUUCUAAAGAGCGGACUCGCAUGCAGGAACAACUGAGACAGUACGACGAUGACCUGAGACUGACUCGCUCGACGCUCAGGAAAGAGAUGGACUGGAAAGAAAAGAUGGAGAAGAAUUACCAGACAGUGAACCGAGAAAAACGUGAAUAUCUCACUCAGCUGUCGGAUAUGGAGGAGGCCGUCCGCGAGAAGACUCGUAUGGUCUCCAUGUUACAGGUCCGCACCAAAUUCCUGGAGGAAGAGAAUUCCCGAUUACAGGAUCGUAUCGACUCCAUCACCAAACAGAAGCAGGGCUUAGAUAAACUCGUCAAGGAAUACAAACUCACCGGCAAGGACAGGGAUGUUCAUUUGUCGCGGCUCAGUCCUGACAGCCGCCCCCACAGUUUGACGGGAGGGACGAGUGGGAUCGGGAAUAGCGUGGACUCGAGCUGGGUCAACGAGCAGGAUCACUACAUCGAUCCCUAUCUGGGUUACCGCAAUACGCAAUCUUCUAAUCUGGUGAUUAGUAACUACCUCAGUCGAAGCUACGAGCCGCACGCUCACACGGUGGAUCUAUAUCGCGGGGAAACAGGGAGUGAGGAAUCUUACAGCAGGGAGUUCGAUACCUGACAUACUGCAUCAACUUAUCAUCAGUGUUGACCAAUCAAAAGCCACUAUUUUAACCAUAAACAUAUCACAUGACUUGAUACAUUCCAUGCCAAACAUUGCUUUAUUCACCACCUGGUGAUGUUAUUGAAUGGGCAGUUUGUGCCAUUCCUUUUACAUUUAUGCAGUAGAAUAAAUAAAACAUGUACUUAUUUAUUUUUUAAAAAUUAUAAUUGUGAUCAAGAACGUGAUAAAUUAUUUAUAUUUAUUGAUUAAUUUAACUUUCAGUUUACUUUUACUGUUAUAGUAUAGAUGAGUACAUUUUUUUUCUCCAUUUUAUUUUAAAUUAUGCAUUUAUUUGAUUUUAAUUGUUGAUAUUUUCAACUGGAUGUCUGAUAUAUGGUAUACAUGUACUUUAUACUUUUUAAUUAUUUUUUUAAAGAUAUUUUCAGUUGAUAACUGAUUUAUUUUAGAUGAAGAUGCAAGUUGUAAUACAUGUAUUAAUUUACAUGAUUCCUCUUUUUAUGUGGUUGUCUCAACAGAUCAUAUAGUCCGUCCAUACUCUACAAUUUUUUUCAAGAAUAUUUUUCAUAAUUUACUAAAAUAUUUUGACUAAGUUGAAGCUACUUUAUUUUUUUCCUCAGUUAUAGACUGUAGUACAAUCAGAAUUCAGCAUUGUGGAACAAGUCUAGGCUGUAUAGUUUGUCCUUUUCUUCUAUAUAAUAUGUAAAAAGUUCAGAAAUCUUUUCACUGGUAAAUUGGUUUUAGUUCUUUAACAAAAUAACUGAAAUAUUUUGAAACUGGUGAAAUGCUUAUUGCUUAAACAUGGUAGUUUACGUUGCACAAUAUUUUUCUUUGUGAAGUAUUUUGUUUCGUUUUCAAAGAAAAAUAAUUUCUACUGUGCAGUACCUGUUGAGAAGAUAAGAGAAUGAAGGGGAAUUAAUUAAUGUCCUUAGAAUGUUACAAUACUUGUGUUAUGGUUUAUUGAAAUUAAAAGGUUAAACAAUGUCCUACUUUAUAUUUUCGACUCUGGUUACCAAGUUAAUUUUUUUUAAUGUAAAGUAUAGUCUAACAUGCAAAUAUUCCCCAAUUUAUUAAUGGAAAGUCAAUUUUUAAAAUAAUAGACUAUUCAGUAUUUUACCUAUGCAUUAGUUUAUCUUAAACCACCUGUUUAAAACCAACAACACAUGUACAGUUUAAUUUAAAUGUUGUCCAAUAAUUUUACACUUAGAGUAGGUUUUAUAUUGUAGUAUCUUUAUAAUGUAGAUCCUUUAGUGGUUAGAAAAAAAGGAAAAUUGUUGUUCUUUUUCUUGCAUUUGUAAGGAAGGGGGCAUAUAAUUUAGCAUGGAGGAGAGAUUGAUAUUUAAUUGUCAUAAACACCUUUUUUUCAAGAGUUUAACUCUCUUAGAAAUUUGUAAACAGAGAUUUAUUAUUUAGAUUUUAUUUUAUCCUGAGUGAGAAGCAGAUUAAGACAUUUUACAUUGAAGGUGUACAACAGUGAUCAGACUGUCUGUGUGUUUAUCUGUAGCUAUCCGUCCUGUAUGUCCAUCAUAAAUAGUGUCUAGUCUAGAAGUAGUCUAUAAACUCACAGCUUUUUAUCUGGUUGUGUGUAGGAGUCAGCCGUUAUGUGGUUAGGCUGUGUGUCACGGCUGUUUGACUCUCUGCUUAGCCUGUGUGUUGGAGCCAUUUUGGUGCCUUGUGAACCAUGCAUUUAGUAUACAUGAAGAACUGAGUGAUACACACUGUAAGAGGAUUUCAUGUCUCAUUAUCAUUAUUAAGAAAAUAAAUUAUAUUUUUAUGUC